This is a messenger RNA of Rhizoctonia solani, 1812 nucleotides long. Its product is annotated as major facilitator superfamily transporter. Gene Ontology annotation, molecular function: basic amino acid transmembrane transporter activity. Gene Ontology annotation, biological process: transmembrane transport; basic amino acid transport. Lineage: Eukaryota; Fungi; Basidiomycota; Agaricomycetes; Cantharellales; Ceratobasidiaceae. The transcript has 17 exons. Bases 1 to 1812 code for a protein of 603 amino acids. The record is from RefSeq and is a predicted model, not a curated record. Gene Ontology annotation, cellular component: fungal-type vacuole membrane.
AUGAGCGACAACCCUUGCUGGACCGCGAACCCCCCUGGAUGGGCUUCCAUUACCGGAAAUCCUGUUCAAGUAAAGGCCGGCUCGGAGCGCCACCUUGGACCGAGCGAGAUUACUAAAGGCACACGAGUCGGUAUUUUGGCUGGUAUUUGGGUUGCCAUGUUUCUUGCGUCUGUGAACACGACAAUGGUAGCCACGCUAAUUUCAUCCAUCUCUUCGGAAUACAACCGCUCGAACCAGGCCAGUUGGCUAGGCACAUCGUACGUAUUUCAAACUCAGACCAGCACUUGCACAGAGGUAACCAAAUCUGGACCGACCAGAUUUCUACUCGCGACUUGCACGUUCACUCCUCUGUACGGUCGACUAUGCAACGUUCUAGGUCGCCGAGGAGCCAACCAGACCGCGGUCCUGUUCGCAGCUGUGGGGACAUUGGCAUGUGGGCUUUCGAAUAGCUUGGAGAUGUUGAUUGCCGCGCGAUUUCUUUCGGGCAUGGGCAGUGGUGGGAUAUUUACCACGGCCUCGAUUAUCACAUCGGACAUGUACACAAUACGGGAAAGGAGUUUGACACAGGGCAUUGCGUCUUUGUUCAAUGGGGCUGGAAUGGGCCUUGGCGGUCCUCUUGGAGGCUGGAUUAGCGACCGUUUUGGAUGGCGUUGGGCCUUUCUUAUACAGAUCCCGUUUUUUGCCGUAUCGUUCUUUCUCACUUCUGCCAACUUACCGGUUCUCAAAGACUAUGUAACGCCUGGUCGAGGGAGAGGAGCCAAGGAAAUUCUUAAACGAAUCGAUUACGGAGGAUGUGCGACCAUGUUUGUUAGUGUUGGAGCGUUGUUGUUUUUCCUUAGUUUCAAAUACAACCAAGAGUAUGCUUGGGAUAGUGCACCAGUAGUGACGAGCUUGGCCGUUAUGAUCCUAGCCGCCAUGGCGUUUCUAUUCGUCGAGUUGAAACUCGCGUAUGAACCAAUGCUAGCACCUUCGCUACUUAAGGAAAGCGUACCAGUCAUAAUAGGCUAUAGUAAUGCCCUCGUUUCAAUGUGCAACUUUGCCAUUAUGUAUUUCUUCCCGAUGUGGUUUGAGACGGUUCAACUUCAGAGUGCUGGUGUGGCAGGUGCUCAUUUGUUACCCAACUCUGUUGCAAUGUCGUUGGGGUCUCUGUUUGCAGGAUGGUACAUGGCCAAGACGGGUCGGUAUAAGAUCUUGACAAAUCUUUUUGGGCUGUUUCCUUGCAUUGCUUCCUUGCUUGUUUACCGUCUUAGAGAAAACUCUAGUAGUUUCGAGCAGUGGUUUAGUAUUAUCCCGCUAGGCUUCGGAAAUGCUGUUGUGUUACAAACUACUUUGAUUUGUCUGUUGGCCUCGAUUGAUAAUUCACAAUUGGCUGUUGGCACCGGCUUUACUCAGUUAUACCGCGGAGUUGGUCAGGUGUUAGGUGUGGCCGUUAGCUCUGCGUUUUUCCAGUCAGUUCUCGAUAGGGAGCUACGUUCGCGAAUCACGGGAAAGGAUGCCGAUGAGUGGGUUGUUCGUAUCCGUCAUUCGAGUAAAUUAGUGGUAAAUCUCGAAGAGCACCUGCAACGUGCAGCGCGCGAUUCGUAUGGCGAAGCAUUGAGGUAUGUGUUUUUGUAUGCAGCGGCCUGCAGUUUGGUUUCUUUUAUUCUCCGACUUUGGCUUCCUGAGGUACCUCUCGAUGAACCUGAAACGCCAGCACCUGCUUCACCUACACCUAGCAACCUUUCUAACGAAAGCGCGGUGGACGAAGUCGAGAUGCACUCCCGCCCAUUCGUCCGACGCCGCGAAUCCGCGUACGACGUUUGUCUACUUUAG